Phytophthora nicotianae INRA-310 is the source of this 312-nucleotide messenger RNA. RefSeq lists its product as hypothetical. The transcript has a single exon. Lineage: Eukaryota; Oomycota; Peronosporomycetes; Peronosporales; Peronosporaceae. The coding region runs from base 1 to 312 and encodes 103 amino acids. The record is from RefSeq and is a predicted model, not a curated record.
AUGACUAGCAAAACGUGGUCCGGGAAGCUUGUCCAAGUCCGGGCCAACUACCACAAACAGAAGACGUUUGAUGGCCCAUAUGUCGUGCACCUGCUCCUGCAUGCUGCGAAUGAGGUGCGCCAGGGCAUUCGUCGUGUGACUCCAGCCCGCAUUGCCGAGGCAGCGGAUGCCAUCGACACGUAUUUGGCUGAACGAUCGGACGUGCGCGUAGGCGGUAUAGCGAGGACACACUGGGCGAUUAACCAAGCUCGCCAGCCCCACAACGCAGGAGUAUCUUUACCGGAGAGUGCCACGUUUCGGCAGAUGCUAUGA